AUGGCGAAUAAUUCGUUGUCGGUUGUGCCGCAUGAUGCUGCUAAAGCAGAUAAAUCAGAAGCAGCUGCCGUUCUGGUGGAUGCGCUCCCAUAUCUCGAUUCUGAUUACACGGAAACCGAUCGACAAAUGGCUAUGCAACUGAUCGAGGAGGAAUGCCGGGUGUUCCGACCCGUUAAAAAUUAUCUGCAAAACAUCCCGCCACCUGAUUUUGAC
Molecule: messenger RNA, 213 nt
Organism: Gongylonema pulchrum
Lineage: Eukaryota; Metazoa; Nematoda; Chromadorea; Rhabditida; Gongylonematidae
Source: the annotation of a GenBank genome assembly